UGUAAAUCCCCUCUUAAUCAUAAACACAUCACAAAAAGUACGUUGUAGUCAUAACAUUCUAAAAUUCCAUUCCUUUUUAUCGAAAAUAAGAUAACUACAACGUCUAAAACGUUAUUGAUUUUAUAAUCCCACUUGUUGCCAACGAUUCAUGUCCUAUUGAUGUUUAAAACGAAUCAACAGGCGAAUUUAACAACGAGAAAUAGACGAGAUAGUAAAGAAAUUAAAAAAUCACUUCUUUUCGGGAACCAAAUGGAAGCUCGAAAUGAACAUCAAACAACAAAGCGUUUCAACACCUUAUUUUAUACAACGACCAUUUUGGGAGUAACAAUUUUCGUUGUCAUGUUAAUUUGGGUUUUUGCUUUUCGAGGGGGGUUAAGCGGAAGAUCUCACCCAGAUUUAGAGUUUAAUUGGCAUCCUCUCCUAAUGUUUUUCGGAAUGAUUUUAUUGUAUUCGCAAGAUUAUUAUUUUUCAGCGAUUUUAUUGUAUCGUAGUCGGAGAUAUGAUACUAAAAGGAGAUUGAAGCUGGCUCACGCUGGGGUUCACUUCUCCAUAAUUUUUUUAACCAUAUUUGGUUUAAUUACAGCUUUUGAUUCGCAUAAUUUAGCCGUUGAUAAACCAAAUUUAUAUACGAUGCAUUCUUGGUUGGGAUUAACCACUGUAAUCGCUUUUUGUCUUCAGUAUGUAGUUGGAUUUGCUUGCUUUUUAUUUCCGGGUUUUACUAAAGAUCUCCGUGCAACUUUAUUACCGGCUCACGUUAACAUUGGUACUGCAAUUUUCAUUUUAGCUUCGUUUACCGCUCUUAUGGGGUUCUGCGAAAAAGCAAUUUUCAGUUUAAGUGACAAAUACAAACGAUUUCCCCCCGAAGGUUACCUUGUAAACACUUUGGCUAUGUUGACUGCCCUCUUUUCCGUUUUAACUUUAUAUUUGGUGAAUGAGCGUGAGUAUAAACGAGAGAAUGUCCCUGAAGAUGAAAUCGCUUUGACGAGAAAUGAAUAAACGGAGGUCUUCGAGACAUAUUUAUGUAUUUGUGGUGCUUUAUUAUACAGAUCUGUACUUUUUGUUAUGAGUUAGACUUAAUUUGUGUUAUUAUCCGAAUUGAUUUGAAAUGAUACUUUUUUAAUGGAAGUUUACAUAACCUCAACUUACUUUAUGGGUGCUAUCUACAAAGAAAUAUAUCGUUAAAGUUUAUCUAUGUGAUUAAUAUAAAUCAAAAUAAGAAUAUAUCAAAUAUAUUAUGUAAAAGCAUUGAA
Molecule: messenger RNA, 1250 nt
Organism: Onthophagus taurus
Lineage: Eukaryota; Metazoa; Arthropoda; Insecta; Coleoptera; Scarabaeidae
Product: transmembrane ascorbate-dependent reductase CYB561
Molecular function (GO): oxidoreductase activity
Source: RefSeq, a predicted model, not a curated record